AAAUCCAAAUAAAACACAAAAUGAGAUUAAAGAUGAGUUUAAUUCUAAAUAUCAAUUAAAUUUAGAUAAGGUUAAGCAUUCAGAUUUAGAAAAAGCUCUUAAUAUUUGGAUUAAUCAAGCAGUAGCAUCUG
Cetraspora pellucida is the source of this 131-nucleotide messenger RNA. The record is from the annotation of a GenBank genome assembly. Lineage: Eukaryota; Fungi; Glomeromycota; Glomeromycetes; Diversisporales; Gigasporaceae.